CAUAUAUAUAUAUACACGCUACGAUUCACUUUAUGCCUUCAUUAUCUAGCUACCCUUUUGCUUUUCAUCAUAUUUAAUUUAUAGAUGGUUAUGGAACUUCAACUGAAACUUGCCCUCCGAGCCUACAAUCCUACUAUUGGCUUUCACCAUGGUGGCCAAAGCAAUAUUGCUAAGAACAAGCGUAGUUUCGAGGAUGCGUUUAGCCAUCAGUCAGCUGGAAUGAUGCCUUUACAUGUAUGGAGUGGUCAGCCUAACGAGGAAGAUGAUCAGAAGGGACAAAACAAGAGAGCUUCUUCCCCAUCAACGAGAAUGAAGAGGAGAAAAAACUGGUUGUUGGGUGGCCUCCUAUACAGUCAUGGAGGAAGAAAUUGCUUCACCAGCAUCAGCAGCAGCGGGGUCAAGUUGGUAGGAUCGAGAAUAACAAUCCGGUGACUGAUGGUGGAUCAGA
Messenger RNA from Mangifera indica (mango), 448 nucleotides. RefSeq lists its product as uncharacterized. The record is from RefSeq and is a predicted model, not a curated record. The transcript is spliced from 2 exons. The coding region runs from base 85 to 432 and encodes 115 amino acids. NCBI's taxonomy places the organism in Eukaryota, Viridiplantae, Streptophyta, Magnoliopsida, Sapindales, Anacardiaceae.